AUGGGUACGGAAACGAUUCUACAGAGUGGUGGCGGGAUCGGUGUCCAUCAACAACAACAACAACGACAACCACACGGUGCAACAUCCACCAACACUCACCAACGAUCAUCGUGCCUGAUCGAUGAGGAUGCUGCGUAUGGCGAUGCGAUGAAAGGCUCAUCGCUCCACACGGACAGCGUCGGACACGGUCACCACCAGCAGGAACAGCCACCUUUCGUCAACGGUGUGAAGUUCCCGCCCGUGGUUGGAAUUUAUCGUCCACCGGCGGCAAGGCGUGCUCUGAAUCUAGCGGAAAACGUUGUGCAUCAGCUUGCGCCACCGGCAGCCUGUGAGCAUCCGAACGAUUAUGGUCAUUUAACGCCGUCCACUCAACAUUCACCGGCAACUGGUCACCAGCAAGUGCAUCUGCUGCUACAUACAGCUGCAGGUGACGGUACUGAACCGGAUAAGAUAAUAAUCGCACCAGAUUCCAGAGAAGGCCAUCCACUCGGAAAGGACAAGCCGGGGAAGUGCGAAAAAACUAGUCACGCCGGACAGGAAACACUGCAAUCGUCAUUUCAGGCGAGUGUUCCGGAAUGUGCUGGACAGAUAGGAAGUAACGACAGUACCGGAAAUAGUGACAGUAGGAACAGUAUCGGAGUUACAUCUCCAAGUGCAAGGAUCAACCGUCCUCCUCGAGAAAGACGUCCAGAUCGUGCUGUUUACGUUCCGCGUGCACGUCGUAGCUUAACUACGCCUCCGGUCGCAACCGCUCAGUCACAAUCUUUACCACCAGAAACUACCGAAGUGAAUGUCGCGAAAGUGAGCACAUCUUCAACGAAGGGUUUAUCGCGCACAGCAUCUAACCGUGUUCAGCUUUCCGAGCCGGCGACAGCUGCAAUAUCGCUAACCUCAUCAGUGUCUUCCAAAGAAGUCGUUAAACUAAAAGACGGCAAACGUAAGCUGUUGGAAUUUACAUCAGCUGGACAACUGCAAAGUGGCAAUACUGACACACUAGCCUGUGAUACUGUGAUAGAAGCUCCGUUACGUACUCAUGCUACCGACGUUGGCGGCGGUGAGGUUUCACUAGAAUCGUUGAAGAAACGGGGCCAUAGUUUAGAGGAACAGCAAGAACUUCAGCGAUUUACUGUAGCAUUGGUUGGGGUGAAGGCAGCGGAAGAAGAAGCUUCUAAGGAGAAUUCUGACUGCAACCCUGAAACGGUUGUCACGAUGCAUCGCAACAAUCAGCGUAAUCGUAAUGUGCGCAAUACAACUUGCAGCACCACAGCAGCACCACUUGCCACCGGUAUGCUCAUCACCGAUGCCAACGAGGCAGAAAAGAUCGAUCGCGAUGAGACGGAAUUGCGGCGUGCCUCGCAGGAGAUCAAUCGCAGCAAUCGGCGUAUUAUGAAGCAGACGUUCAACUCGGAUGUACUGGAAAUUGGUGAUCCUGCACCUGCACCACAGAAACCGGUAAAGGUUAAGCGUACACCUGCAGCUGUUGUGACUGAGAGUGUUGAAGGACAGAGAAAAACGCUUGCCUCAGCAACGGACGCAGUUUCCAACGGUAAAACGGUAAAGAGUGAAGCGGCGACGACUGCUGAAAAUGGCGAGGAGGAUGCGGACGAUUGGGAAUCAAUGUACGAUGAUAAUGGUGAUUGUUUAAAUCCAAAAAUGCUCGAAGAACUAACGACGGCUGUCGGGAAAGUGUCGAUUGAAACGCCCCAAUCGGAUUAUAAGUUGUUUGAAACGAAGCAGGCUGUGCUAAAUGAAGAGGAGUUUCCACACGUGCUGGAAGUGUCAAACUUUCCGGCCGAAUUCAAGACGCAGGAUUUGAUGAUGUUGUUCUCCCAGUACAAGGAAACCGGAUUCGACAUCAAGUGGGUCGACGAUACUCACGCGCUGGCUGUGUUUAGUAGCUCCAAGAUUGCUGCCGAAGUACUCACUGCAGGCCUUUCGUUUGCACGUGUGAAACCACUUGGCGAAGCUACGGCAGAAUCGCGAUCGAAGGCUCGCAAGUGUUCCAGCUCAUUGCAGCCGUACCGUGCCCGCCCGGAAACGUGUGCCGCAAUGGCACGAAGGAUGGUGACGUCGGCGCUCGGUGUAAAGCUAAAAACGGCACCAGAAGAACGCGAAAACGAACGUCGUCUCCUGCGUGAAGCCAAAGAACGAAAAAGACUCGCUGCCAAGCAACGUGAUGAGGUAUGGGACAGCUAG
Molecule: messenger RNA, 2196 nt
Organism: Anopheles marshallii
Lineage: Eukaryota; Metazoa; Arthropoda; Insecta; Diptera; Culicidae
Exons: 7
Coding region: 1-2196 (731 amino acids)
Molecular function (GO): nucleic acid binding
Source: RefSeq, a predicted model, not a curated record